UCCCUCUAUUUUUCUACUACCCGGCGGACACAAACACAAUCCCCUCCCGCGAAACUCGCCUUAGCGUCGUCAACUUACCAUCAGACGACAAUUCGUUUUAGUCACUGAAAAGCGUCUGCAUUUCAAUUUCUUUUCAACAUCAUUCGCCUCUUCAUCAUCCUCUUGACCCCGACUCGUAACAAACGCCACCUUCCGUUUCCGUCUCUCUCUCAAAAAGGAAAAUUAAAAAAAUUAAACAGCUCCCUCGAAAUUCUCGUUUCACUGUCACAUACUCGUAGAUACUUGUACAUUCAAACAUAUACAUAUAAAUACCACUUAUAGAUGGAUCGAAGAAGGACGGGGAGUCCGGUGUACUCACGGCAGUGGAGCGGUAGCAGCACGGGGUCUUCUUCUCCGGCGAUGUCGCCCGCGCAUCCUAGCUCAAGACUAGGAACAGGUAUGUCCACAAUCAAGCGCACUCAAAAUGUUGCCGCAAAAGCCGCAGCUCAACGGCUAGCUCAAGUGAUGGCGUCGCAAACAGCCGAUGAUGACGACGACGAGGAUGACGAUCUAGGGUUUCGAUUCAGUGCUCCACCACCACCUGCUCCCUCCAGUUUUAGUAAUAAUAAUCACAGUGGAAAUAAUAAUAAUAAUAGUAUUACUGCACCUAGUAUUUCGCUCGCUAGACCUAAUAGAUCUCCUUCUCCUGCGUUAGGUCGCAACUUUGCAGAGCAUGUUCCUUCUGUUCGUUCAAGUUCAGCUGGAAGGCCAUCGAUAUCUGUUCGUACAGGGACAUUGGUACCACCUACUAAGUCAUCUAUAAGAACCCCGAUUUCUAUACCUGCAAUUGAGCCUCCUUCUAAUAGGUCUAGAGAGAAAAGGUUUACAUCAGAUGUGGGUCAACUCAAGUUAAAAGAUGCAGGUGAUCAGCGGGAAGCUUCAGCACUUCGCGACGAGCUUGAUAUGUUACAAGAAGAGAAUGAGGUUAUACUUGACAAGCUUCGUCUCACGGAAGAAAGACGUGAGGAGGCAGAAGCUAGAGCUAGGGAGCUUGAGAAACAGGUUGCUGCUCUUGGAGAAGGUGUAUCUCUAGAAGCUAAGCUGUUGAGCAGGAAGGAAGCAGCAUUGCGUCAAAGAGAGGCUGCUCUCAAGGCUGCAAAACAAGCUAAAGGUGGAAAAGAUGAAGAAAUUGCAGCCCUUCGCUCAGAACUCGAGAACUUGAAAGAAGGAGCUGCAGUAGCUGUGGAACAGUUUCGAGAAGCAGAAUCUGAGGCAAAAGCUCUUCGCACCAUGACGCAGAGAAUGAUUUUAACUCAGGAAGAGAUGGAGGAAGUUGUCUUGAAGAGAUGUUGGCUUGCUCGAUAUUGGGCUUUAGCUGUGCAGCAUGGCAUUUGUUCUGAUAUUGCUGGAACAAAGCAUGAGCAUUGGUCUGCUCUAGCUCCUCUACCGUUUGAAGUUGUCAUUUCUGCUGGGCAAAAGGCUAAGGAGGAGUCUUUGGGUGGUGAUGAUCCAGAUAGGGGUAAAUCUGUUCGUGAUUUGAGUGACCUAUCUGGGGAAGGAAAUAUUGAAAGUAUGCUUUCAGUUGAAAUGGGACUGAGGGAAUUGGCAUCUUUAAAGGUUGAAGAUGCUGUCGUGCUAGCAUUGGCCCAGCACAGACGACCAAAUCUGAGAUCAUCAGUUGAUCCCAAGUUUACAGAGGCCUUCGAGCUAAGUGAAGAGGAGGCCGAAGAUGUUAUUUUCAAAGAGGCAUGGCUAACAUACUUCUGGAGAAGAGCCAAAAUGCAUGCUGUAGAAGAUGAUAUUGCAGAAGAGCGGCUUCAGUUUUGGAUCAGCCGCAGUCGGCAGUCACCAACUUCACAUGAUGCUGUGGAUGUUGAGCGAGGCCUGUUGGAGUUGAGGAAGUUGAGUAUUGAGCAACAACUUUGGGAAGCAUCUCGGAGAGAAAUUGAUCAGCCCACCUCUGGUUCAGUUGCCAAUCAUAAACGUACAGAUUCGGAGAUUUCUUAUUAAUUGCCACUUCAAUUAGGGUUUUUUUUUUUUUUUUUCCCCUUCCUUUACCGUGUAGGUUGCUUGUCUCAAUUCUAUGUUCAUUUUAUUUUUUAUGGGUUUCCAUAUUUCUUUUCUAUAUUCAAUAUUUUUGCAACUUGGUAGAGGAAUUUAAAAAUGUCAUGCGGUAUUUUCAUAUUUGGUGAAAGUUGGUUGCUGAUGCUACGAUCAACGGUAUACUCAAUGUAGCUCUUGACAGAACCGUGGGCCUACUAUAAUUAUGCUGUUAAUACGAUAUAUUGGAUAAGUGAAGCACUUUGAGUAA
Messenger RNA from Ricinus communis (castor bean), 2290 nucleotides. RefSeq names its product coiled-coil domain-containing protein SCD2. The record is from RefSeq and is a predicted model, not a curated record. The transcript has 17 exons. NCBI's taxonomy places the organism in Eukaryota, Viridiplantae, Streptophyta, Magnoliopsida, Malpighiales, Euphorbiaceae. The coding region runs from base 322 to 1989 and encodes 555 amino acids. Gene Ontology annotation, biological process: cytokinesis by cell plate formation.